Messenger RNA from Anneissia japonica, 5640 nucleotides. RefSeq names its product dymeclin-like. The transcript has 14 exons. Gene Ontology annotation, biological process: Golgi organization. Gene Ontology annotation, cellular component: Golgi apparatus. Bases 610 to 2613 code for a protein of 667 amino acids. The record is from RefSeq and is a predicted model, not a curated record. NCBI's taxonomy places the organism in Eukaryota, Metazoa, Echinodermata, Crinoidea, Comatulida, Comatulidae.
UAAAUUAGCGAAUGUUUACGUUGCGUAUGUCUGCUUUCGGUGGAAGAUGGAAAGGCGAAGGCCUGGCUUUGGCCAUAAUAUGUGAUUCAACAAGUAUUGAACUUAAAACGUGUAAAUUUUCUAGUUUAACUGUAUUCGAAUUAAGACCUGCAACUACUUGGAACCAUAACAGAUAGAUUUGUUGCUGGGAAUAGUAAUAGUAUUUCAUUAAAUUCUAGGCCUAUGCCUACUACCACCAGCAGUAGAACCACCACCACCAGCAGUAGGCUAUCUCUUCACCAGUUCAGAAGCCCGAGGAACACAUCAAGCUAGUGCCUUUGAAUCAAGUUUUAUUAUGGCCCUGACCCUAGGCCUAGGCUAGCGUACAAGCAGGCCUGGGUUAUUUCAUGUGCAUCAGAUCAGCCUAGAAAGAACCAAAAUACUAUUGUUUUUUCAGCAUAAUUCGUGGAUUUUGUUUUGGCUUUGACUGUAAGUGUUCUUACUGUUAGCACCAUCAUUAUACAGUAAUUAUUCCAUUCAUUCUGCUUGUAUUUUGUAUGAAAAUCAUACAAAAGUGAGUUUCUUGACUUGUCUAUAUAAUCUAGUUACCUCAUAGACUUGCUUUCUAAGAUGGGUGUGAAUAGUAGCAGUAUUGGUGAACUGUCUUCAAAUGAAAGUUUAAAGACUCUUGCAGGGAGUAAAAUAAUAACAGAAGAUGACCCUUUUUGGAACCAACUCUUGUCCUUCAAAUUCUUGCCACCGCAAACAUGCUCUGAUGCGCGCCUUUUAGAGGAAGCCACAAGUUCAAUUUGUAAACAGCUAGUUAACAAUAAUCUUCAGACUGGGAAUUUCUGUGCAUUAGUAAAAGUAUUCUUGAGGCGAGCAAAUGAAUUGAAGACAUCUACACAGUGCAAUGACUUUUUAUUCACUUGGCAAACUUACAAUGCGUUAUUCAUCAUACGCUGUGUUUGCAAGUACAUGCUAGAAAACAUAUCAGAGGGUCGAAUCAAACAGCAAUUCAGCGUUGUACAGCAAGAGGGCGCUGCCAGGCCUGAUGGCAAAUCAAAUUACGUACUUGAAGACUUCCUAAAUGCAGUUGUUAAAAUUCUUAUAGAAGUACCGGUGUUGGACUUUACAUACAUGCUUCAUCUGGAAGGGGUGACGUUGUUGUUGAUCAUGCUGUCUGUCCAGAUGUUUAUUCCGCGUGUAUCGCAUGAAAGCAUCAUAUUCCAGCUGUUGAUGUCAUCAUCUUGUUCAAAGGAUGCACAUGUUUUGAUCAAAACUUUGCUGGACCAUUUCAUUGAGCAAAAACUUUGUCCAGAAGCUCCAUUUGGCUCUGGCCAAUCAGGAGGCAGCUUCCUGUAUGGAGUGACAUCUGCUGUUGCAACUGGUCUCUGGACAGUAAUGACAUUGGGGUAUGGUGCACCAGCAGUCCAGGAGGAAAGCAAACCUCUGCUAGCCAAUCAGAGUCUACUAUUGCUGCUGGUUUUGGGUAACCAUGACGUCCACCGUGGCGCCCAGAACCCAUAUCGUCAGGCGUUGUGCACUUUUUCAAACUCACAAGAUGGGGGAUCAGCUAACAGUCUUACUGGUCAGCUUCCACCAUUCAAACUCAACUUUUCCAACCUGUACGAAGCAUUUUGUCAUCAUUUUGAAAGUGAUCAAACGACCCUGCUAUUUUAUUUGCUGUUACACAGAAACACAAACUUCAGACAGUGUGUGCUAUCAAAAACCAAUAUUGAUAACCUGGUCCUUCCUCUUUUAAAAAUUCUGUACAAUGCACCAGAUAGUAACUCACAUCAUAUUUACAUGGCAUUGAUAGUUCUUCUUAUACUCAGCGAGGAUGAUGCAUUCAACAAAUCUAUUCAUGAAGUAUCUGUGAAGACAGUUACAUGGUACACAGAACGAUCCAUUUCAGAGAUGACACUUGGAGGACUGAUUGUUCUUGUGGUUAUACGCACUAUUCAAUACAAUAUGACAAGAAUGAGGGACAAAUACUUGCACACAAAUUGUUUGGCAGCUUUGGCAAAUAUGUCCUCCCAAUUCCACUCCCUGCAUCCUUACGUAACGCAACGAAUUGUAAGUUUGUUUGAGUUGCUUAGCAGAAAACAUGGCAAGAUAAUAGAACAGCUCUCACAUGGCUCCUCAACAGUUGCCAACAGCCACAUGGAUGAGCAAGAUUAUAUGGCAGAUUUGGCUGUCCUAGAGGAGGUGCUGCGUAUGGUACUGGAAAUUAUCAAUUCAUGUCUUACGAACACCAUUCACCACAACCCUAACUUAGUAUAUACGCUUCUUUACAAGAAACAUUUAUUCAUCAGCUUUAAAAGCAAUUCCAAGUUUCAAGAUAUUAUACAGAAUAUUGACACGGUGUUGUCAUACUUUUCCGCUCGUUUGGAUCAGCAUUCAGAAGGUAAAAACCUUUCUGUUGAGGAGGUCUUGGAAAUAAUAAGGCAAGGAAUGAUGCUGUGGAACAAAGAAAGUUUGCGGAAAUUUCCAGAUUUAAAGUUUAAAUACGUGGAGGAAGAGGAACCAGAGGAAUUCUUUUUGCCGUAUGUCUGGUCGUUGGUGUAUCAUUCCUCCAACUUGUACUGGGAUGCCGAUCGCAUUGAGCUAUUCAAUCUCAACUCGCAGUGAUAGAAAGUUAGGCGGCAGUAUUAUCUAAUUUGCAUACCAGUAUUUAAAGAACAAUGUUUAAGCUCCACCAACAAGAAAUGUCAACAUGUUUUUUUGGAAUUCGCCAAUUCAGCGUCAUGGGUUUUAUCACGUAGUGCAUUGUUUACUGCGGAGGAGGUGAGUCGGCACAAAAUUAACUGUUGCGACUUUGUUUUUCAAUUUCUAAAUUGGAUUGGUUGAAGGAUAAACAGUAAACAGACUGACUGUGACACAGCAUGCUUGAAACAAGACCACUGUUAAGAUCUAUCCGGACUAUCAAAUCUUAUUUGACAAAACCAUGUGACAUGCCUGAAUAUCACAUCAUGACCAUAUAUAGGCACAUCAUGACUAUAUAUAGGCACAUCAUGACCAUAUAUAGGCACAUCAUGACUAUAUAUAGGCACAUCAUGACCAUAUAUAGGCACAUCAUGACUAUAUAUGGGCAUGCAAUAAUUGUCAAAGUAAUCUGAUAGUUUGGACAGAGCAUACAAAAAAAAAAAAAGUCCAGAAUUUUAGAUAGCAUACUAUAACCAAUUGAUAUUUUUGGAAAAAAAUUGUAUUUGUAAUUUGAUUUAAUCAUAAAUGACUAAUUUAUUUGAAUCCAUUUAAACAGAUCUUAUGGAUUUGUAACACUUUGAAUGAAAUAGAUAAGAAAUUUUAAAAUGAUUUUAAGAAUAAAUCUCUCAUAGUUGUUUCACAUUUCUAUGGUUUCUUAUAGAUAAUUAUUUUUAUUAUUUAAAUAUGAAAAUGCAUUUUACUCAAUGGUAAACAGGGAUUUUAAUUAAGUUGAUAGUUAAUAAAAGUAUGAAAUAUUAAUUUUUUUGUUUUUAAUCUUAUUGUGAUAGAUAUGCUUAAUUAUUUAUAUAGUGUCUUUUGCAUUUCAAAGAUUGUGUCAAAGUGCUUGAAACAUAUCACCCAGGCCCGAAACUGACUGUCCCACUCCUUGCAUUGAAAAUAAUCAAAAUGAUGAAUAUAUAUAACAUUUAUAUGCUUAUUUCAACUCCCAGGCCCUCUGAUCUCCCCACAGCUCUUUUUAUGGACUACACCAGGGGGCCUAAGCCCUCCCUGGACACAUGGCUGUCAGUAGAACCCACUUUUUAAAGAUUGCUGGUUAUGGGCCCCUGAAUGCCUAUGUCACUGAAUCCAUACUGACAAAGUUAGUUCAGAAUCCUCCGCUUUUACCCACCGAUUAAUUAAUCAAAAUACAUUUCAGCAGAAAAUUGAAAUGUUCAAAUGUUGUAAUGAUUUUAGUGUGGCUAACACGAGAUGUUGAAUUAUUUAAACAAAUGUGACAGUUAAAAUAAUAGUGAUUAACUGAGAUAUUGGCUCAUUAUGGGUUUAUAUGUAUUUAGAAUAGUCUUUAGUCGGUAUUGAAGAAUAUGUUGAUAAUUAAUCAAGAGAGUAAGUAAUUCUUUAAGAAAUAUAUAUUUUCAGCAUUUGCAACCUAGACACUCUGCUCAUCGUUUAGUCGUUGAAACAACUAAAUUUUGGGACAAAGUUCAUUAUACUCCUUUUCUACCGAAAGCACACAUUUUCUUUAAAAGGUACACCGCAGAAUGAUUCUCCUGGUUACAAAAUCAAAAAUUGAGUUUAUAUUAUAUUUAGGUAAAUCACAUUAUAAGCUUUAUUUGGUCAGUGAAUGGCUACCCUGGGAUAAGUAAAUCCGUAGAUGUGAGUAUUUAAAAUUUAGGUGUAUGAGAACCAUGUCUUGAGAGAAUCGGCCUCAAAGAUAAACUAACCUGUACAAAUAAUAGGACUAGAAUCAUAGAAUAUGUGCAGAGGACAUUGUUUUAACUUUUAGUAUGAAAAUUCACUUAAAAGUAUGCAAUCAUAAAAUAUAAGUAUCAAGUUAUUCAAAAACAUUAGAAUCAAAAUUUUGUAAAACUUUUUACCUUGACCUAUUUUUGAUGAAUAUCUUUAUAAUAUGACUUCACCUCACAUAUGACAUCAUCAUGCCUAUAUAUAUAUGGGUGCGAUAUGACAUCAUUCAAGCUCAUAUAUUGGUAUGAUAUGACAUGAUCAUGCCCAUAUAUAUGUUUGUAUAUGACAUGAUCAUGCCCAUAUAUAUUUGUAUGAUAUGACAUCGUGCCCAUAUAUGGGUGUGAUAUGACAUGAUCAUGCCCAUAUACUGGCCAUUCAGUGCAUCAAAUUGUAAAUUAUAUAUCUUUUUGGCCAAUGUUCAUUCAGAUUUGAGUACAGUAUGUGAACAGGUUGAUACUGGAACUGUUACUCCAUGGAGUGCAUACCUUCGCCCUGCACCUGAAUACUGAAUAAUACAUGCAGGGCGUUUAAGGAUGAGGCAGGUGGUUCCCUUAUUUCUUUUUAUAUGUGAGGUUUGCGUUGCAAAGAAUAUUUUGAAUUCAAUCACCUCUUCCUUAGAUCCAGUAUGCACCACUCCACUAAACUAAUUCAUUAGUGCUUUUUUUUGUAUAAUCCUGCUUAGUAACAGCGCUGAAUACAUAAUCUAAUUGGUGGAAGUAAAAAAGAGAAUGUAUCAUCAAUUAAUUAGUCCUCAUUGAGUGGCUAGGGAAUUUACGCAGGAGUCCCGCACCAGCCUCAGUGCUCUCAAAGAAUUUGUUACUUUUGUGCCGCAUGGAGCACUGGAAAUAUUUUUUAGGGAAAGUAGGAGAAACAUAUUAGCUUGUAGUAACAUUAUCUUGUAGUAAGCCUAUGUUUUUAAAUAUGAAUUAGAAAGUGUAAUUAGAAAAACAAACUAUGGGAUUGUCUAUUGCCAAUUUUUCAAAUAACUUAUUUGCAAAAAAAAUGUUUGUAUAAACAUUUUUAUAAGAAUGGUAAUUAGGUGUUGAUUGUUAUUAAGAUAGAUUUCCUUCAGCUGGUUAUAGUUUAACAAUGCAUCAGAUAUACAUAAACUCAUAAAUAUUAUAUGGUAUAUGUUAUUCAGCUGUUUGUCAUGGUUGGAGUUUGUAAAGUUCCAAAGAGGAAUAAAUGGAAGAUGUCCACAUACAUAAUGUUGAAUAUUAUCAGAAAAUAAAAUUUGGUAAAAUAUAA